ACUAUUGUGGUACAUCAAAACAGUACAUCUACACCCUCCAAAUUAACAGAGACAUAGAAAGAAGGAAGAAAAGAGAGAGACAGAAGCACAAUGGAAAGUGAUAACACAAACGAUCUGUACAAAGAAUGCCUAAGAAACCAUGCAGCCAGUCUUGGUAGCUAUGCCACAGAUGGGUGUGGUGAGUUCACCCUAGAUGAUACCUCAUCACCAUACUCCCUCCAAUGUGCAGCCUGUGGUUGCCACCGCAACUUCCACCGCAAAGUAACAUACAGCAACAGCAGCAACAGAAGGGAUCACAUAAUGCACCCACCAUCAUCAGAGACAGUGGUGAUGGAAAUGAUAGACUACGCAGAAGGGAAUAACGAGAGGGAUUUCAGGCCACCAGUGAUGGUGGUGGAGUCAGGUGAAAGGAGUGGAAAAAAGAGGUAUAGGACUAAGUUUACACCUGAACAGAAGGAGAAAAUGUUGGGAUUUGCAGAGAAGUUGGGGUGGAAGUUGCAAAGGAAAGAUGAAGAAGAUGAAGUUGAGAGCUUCUGUAGAGGAAUUGGGAUAAGUAGACAGGUUUUUAAAGUUUGGAUGCAUAAUCAUAAGAAUUCUUCUUCUUCUACUUCUGCUUCUACUGGCAAUGCAUCUUCUCUUACUACUCAAGAAGAAGGAGGGUGAGAGGAGAGGAAUAUUUUUUUCCAUGUAUAUUUUUUCCACUUUAUCUUUGGUUAAUUUUAUUUUAUUUUAUUUUCUUAUCUUUUAUUCAUGCUUGGUUGUCAUUUAUCCUUGCUUUUCCUUUAGAUGACAGGCUUUCUUUAUUAUUA
This is a messenger RNA of Populus trichocarpa (black cottonwood), 809 nucleotides long. RefSeq names its product zinc-finger homeodomain protein 10. Lineage: Eukaryota; Viridiplantae; Streptophyta; Magnoliopsida; Malpighiales; Salicaceae. The transcript has a single exon. Gene Ontology annotation, cellular component: nucleus. Gene Ontology annotation, biological process: regulation of DNA-templated transcription; regulation of developmental process. Gene Ontology annotation, molecular function: DNA-binding transcription factor activity; transcription cis-regulatory region binding. The record is from RefSeq and is a predicted model, not a curated record. The coding region runs from base 91 to 663 and encodes 190 amino acids.